Nicotiana tabacum (common tobacco) is the source of this 2026-nucleotide messenger RNA. Its product is annotated as pentatricopeptide repeat-containing protein At5g15300-like. Gene Ontology annotation, biological process: RNA modification. NCBI's taxonomy places the organism in Eukaryota, Viridiplantae, Streptophyta, Magnoliopsida, Solanales, Solanaceae. The record is from RefSeq and is a predicted model, not a curated record. Gene Ontology annotation, molecular function: RNA binding; protein binding.
GUAAAUGAUCAAAAAGACAAUAACAAGCAGGAGUUCAAAUCUUCACCGGCAAUCAUCACUAUGGAGCAAAUGCAAAGAUCUCCAAUCCCUAAAGCAAAUUCACGCUUUGAUGAUCAUCAGUGGUUUCAACUCCAAUCGUUUUGCUCUCAGGGAGCUCAUUUACGCCUCUGCCGUUAUUUUUUCAGCCUCUAUUCACUAUGCCCACAAAGUGUUUGCACAAAUUACUCAACCAGAGCCCUUCAUGUGGAACACCAUGCUAAGAGGCUCAGCUCAGAGUCUCAGGCCUUAUCUUGCCCUUUCCCUUUAUACCCAGAUGGAAAAACGUUACAUACGCCCGGAUAGUUAUACUUUCCCGUUUGUACUGAAGGCAUGUACCAAGCUUUCUUGGCUUGUUUCUGGCCUUACCGUUCAUGGGAAAAUUGUGAAGCAUGGAUUUGAAUCUAAUAAAUUUGCGAGGAAUACCCUUAUAUAUUUUCACGCGAAUGUUGGAGAUAUAAGAAUUGCAGACCAACUUUUUGAUGGUUCUGCUAAGAGGGACGUCGUUGCUUGGUCUGCUUUGACUGCUGGUUAUGCGAGGAGAGGUGAAUUGGAUGUGGCAAGGAGGCUUUUUGAUGAUAUGCCAGUUAAAGACUUGGUUUCUUGGAACGUAAUGAUCACGGGGUACUUGAAGCAAAGGAAGAUGGAAAAUGCAAGGGAGUUGUUUAAUAUGGUGCCAAAGCGGGAUGUUGUGACUUGGAAUGCGAUGAUUUCUGGAUAUCUGCUUUGUGGCGAAAACGAGAAUGCGUUAAAAAUGUAUGCAGAGAUGAGAAGUGCAGGGGAACACCCUGAUGAGGUUACCAUGUUACACCUGUUAUCCGCUUGCACGGAUUCAGCAUUCUUGGAUGUUGGUGAGCAGAUACAUCAAUCUAUUAUCGAGAUGGGUGCAGGCGAGUUAAGUAUAUUUCUUGGUAAUGCACUUGUAGACAUGUAUGCUAGGUGUGGCAGCAUUAGCAAAGCACUUGAACUUUUUCAAGGCAUGAGAGAAAAGGAUGUGUCGUCUUGGAACAUAGUUAUUUUAGGAUUAGCUUUCCAUGGUCAUUCUGAAGAAUGUAUUUCUCUUUUUGAAGAUAUGAGGAGAGUGAAGUAUAUUCCUAAUGAAAUUACUUUUGUGGGGGUAUUAGUUGCUUGUAGUCAUGCAGGAAAAGUUGAUGAGGGCAGAGAAUAUUUCAACAUGAUGAGAGCUGAGUACAAUAUUGAGCCGAACAUAAGGCACUAUGGGUGUAUGGUGGAUAUGCUAGCGCGUGCAGGACUACUGCAUGAAGCGUUUUAUUUCAUAAGCUCGAUGGAGAUUGAACCCAAUGCCAUUAUAUGGAGAACUCUGCUAGGAGCUUGUAAAGUUCAUUCCAAUGUCGAGCUGGGAAGGUAUGCUAAUGAGCAACUGCUUAAAUUGGGAAGGGAAGACAGUGGGGAUUAUGUCUUGCUGUCAAAUAUCUAUGCUUCAAGAGAUGAAUGGGAUGGUGUUGAAAGGGUGAGGAAGUUGAUGGAUGACAAUGGGGUUUGGAAAGAACCUGGUUGUACUCUUAUUGAGGCUGAUGACACUCUCAAGAAUUUUUUGUUUGAUUAAAAGCUUAUGCACUCUUAGAAUUAAAAUUGGCUGGUCGGAGAUUGGGAGAGCUCCAUGUGUGAUCCACGACCAAUCUUAAUGCCCCUUUCUUAAACUCCCGCGUGAAGGUCCAUCCUCUGUGGAAGGGUACAAAGACAACACUUUUGAUCCAACUCUUCCUCCUCUUCACAUCAUAGACCACUGUAGCGCACGAGGCAUGGAAGUUUCAAUUCUGCUGUUUUUAUCAGUUGUCCAUUGAUGUUAUUGCAUUGAUCAUUUAGACAUUUUUGUAGUUCUUUUAUUGGUGCUUACACCAUUACUAUUUUGUUUUUUAAAGGAUGUGAUUGGGGUGUCAGGUAGUUUAGGACUUGAAAUAACUUUAUUGCUUGAUAUGGUCCUAAGCUUUUUACAGAAAAUUGAUCUACUUGAUGGAUUUUCAGCAAA